Messenger RNA from Acanthosepion pharaonis, 837 nucleotides. NCBI's taxonomy places the organism in Eukaryota, Metazoa, Mollusca, Cephalopoda, Sepiida, Sepiidae. The record is from the annotation of a GenBank genome assembly.
AUGUCUUUUAUUGGACCUUCUGCAGAUGCCGUUGCCAAAUGUCUUUUAUUGGACCCUCUGCAGAUAACGUUGCCAACUGUCUUUUAUUGGACUCCCUGCAGAUGGCAUUGCCAAAUGUCUUUUAUUGGACCCUCUGCAGAUGGUGUUGCCAAAUGUCUUUUAUUGGACCCUCUGCAGAUGGCGUUGACAACUAUACUUUAUUUAGCUCUUUCCAAAUUCCGAAGUAACUCUUUUAAUCUUCUUCUUCUCUUGUUUCUUCUUCUUCAUUUUUCAUUCUUCUUCAUUGCUUUUCCAACUUUGAGUUCUUUUUCUGUUCUUCAUCUUUAUGUAUUUUUCUUUUCUUGUAUCUAUUUCUUCUUUCUAUCUUUUAACGCUUUUUAUUUCUUCUUUCCUUUUCUUAACAUUUUCCUCUUUUUAUUUUUUUGUCACUUUUUUAAAGUGUUUCUUUCAGCCCUGCAAAUAAUAUCUUUCCUCCCAUUUUUCUUUUUUUUUUCUUCUUCUCUUUACUUUCUCCUUUUUCUAAAGCUUUCUAAUUCCAACCUUCUAUUUUAUCUUAUUUUUCCUUUUUGUGCUUUUAUCACUUUCUUCUCUUCUUCUUCUUCCUUUCCACCUUUUAUCUUCCUUUUUUAUCUUCCCUCAUCCUUUGACAAUCUUCUAUUCCUUACCCUAACCCCCAUAUCCUCGAAUGCAGCCAAAGAAGCUGCAAAUAUAAUGGCUAAUUCAUUGCCUCCAGCUACCAAAUCAUUCAUAUGCCAAUGUCUUAUAGUGUUACACACGUCUCUUUUCCACAAGGAACACAGACUUAAAAAUGCUUUGUUGUUUUUUUAUCAGGUGUAA